GCCGGGCUCGCGCUGCUCGACAGAAAAGCGCCGCCGCCCGGCAGCCGGGGCUUGGUGACUGCGCGCAGCCGCGAGGGUCGUGCGGAUGCCCGAGACCCCAGAGUCCACUUUCGGUCCCCGACUCCCCUGGUUGUAAGCUGUCAUUCCUCUCGGGCGCCUUAGCUUAUGCAAAAUGUAACCCGUAGAUGUCUUUGUAUCAAUAAAUCCGAGAAGCCAGAAAGCUGCGAUAAUGUCAAGGUCGUUGUUAGGUGUCGGCCCCUCAAUGAAAGAGAGAAAUCAAUGUGCUAUAGACAGGCCGUCAGCGUGGAUGAGAUGAGGGGAACUAUCACCGUCCAUAAGAUUGAUUCAUCCAACGAGCCUCCAAAGACGUUUACUUUUGAUACUGUGUUUGGACCAGAAAGUAAACAACUUGAUGUAUAUAACUUAACUGCAAGACCUAUUAUUGAUUCUGUUCUGGAAGGCUACAAUGGGACCAUUUUCGCAUAUGGACAGACUGGGACAGGCAAGACUUUCACCAUGGAAGGCGUCCGUGCUGUGCCAGGGCUCAGAGGGGUCAUCCCAAACUCAUUUGCUCACAUAUUUGGUCACAUCGCAAAAGCAGAAGGUGACACAAGGUUUUUGGUUCGGGUGUCAUACUUGGAGAUAUAUAAUGAAGAAGUUCGAGACCUUUUGGGCAAGGAUCAGACACAGCGGUUGGAGGUUAAAGAAAGGCCAGAUGUGGGAGUAUAUAUCAAAGAUUUAUCAGCCUAUGUGGUCAAUAAUGCUGACGACAUGGAUAGAAUCAUGACAUUAGGCCACAAAAAUCGUUCUGUUGGUGCAACUAACAUGAAUGAGCAUAGUUCGAGAUCCCAUGCCAUCUUCACAAUUACUAUAGAAUGUAGCGAGAAGGGCGUUGAUGGAAACAUGCAUGUCAGGAUGGGGAAGCUGCACCUUGUGGAUCUUGCAGGGUCAGAAAGACAAGCAAAGACUGGAGCCACGGGACAGCGCCUCAAGGAAGCUACAAAAAUCAACCUUUCACUCUCUACCCUGGGAAAUGUCAUUUCUGCCUUGGUGGAUGGAAAAAGCACGCAUGUGCCGUAUCGAAACUCUAAACUGACACGUCUUCUGCAGGAUUCCUUAGGAGGGAAUUCAAAAACCAUGAUGUGUGCAAAUAUUGGGCCAGCAGAUUAUAAUUAUGAUGAAACCAUCAGUACCUUGCGAUAUGCCAACCGUGCCAAGAACAUUAAAAACAAAGCAAGAAUUAACGAAGACCCUAAGGAUGCUCUGCUCCGUCAGUUUCAGAAAGAAAUAGAAGAACUGAAGAAAAAGCUUGAGGAAGGUGAAGAAGUUUCAGGUUCUGACAUCAGUGGGUCAGAGGAGGAUGACAAUGAGGAGGGUGAGCUUGGAGAAGAUGGAGAAAAAAGGAAGAAAAGAAGGGGCAGUAGCAGCAGCAGUAGCUCAGACUCCACAUGUUCUGUCAUAGAGAAGCCUCUGGAUGAGUUCUUGCCUCAUCAAGCAGGUAAAAAGAAAGUUUCCCCAGAUAAGAUGGUGGAAAUGCAAGCGAAAAUCGACGAGGAGAGAAAAGCACUGGAGACAAAACUUGACAUGGAAGAAGAAGAAAGAAACAAGGCCAGAGCUGAACUGGAGAGACGGGAGAAGGACCUGCUGAAAGCCCAACAAGAGCAUCAGUCUUUGUUGGAAAAACUGUCUGCUUUGGAGAAGAAGGUCAUCGUCGGUGGUGUGGACUUGUUGGCCAAAGCUGAGGAGCAAGAGAAACUUCUUGAGGAGUCCAAUAUGGAGCUGGAGGAGAGGAGGAAGAGAGCUGAGCAGCUUCGGAAAGAACUGGAGGAAAAAGAGCAAGAACGCUUGGACAUUGAGGAAAAAUAUACCAGUCUGCAAGAGGAGGCACAGGGAAAGACCAAGAAAUUAAAGAAAGUCUGGACCAUGCUGAUGGCUGCAAAGUCAGAGAUGGCUGAUCUCCAGCAAGAGCAUCAGAGGGAAAUUGAAGGCCUCUUGGAGAACAUUCGGCAGCUCAGCCGCGAACUUCGGCUUCAGAUGCUCAUUAUUGAUAACUUCAUACCUCAAGAUUACCAGGAAAUGAUUGAAAACUAUGUACACUGGAAUGAAGACAUAGGAGAAUGGCAGCUGAAAUGUGUGGCCUACACAGGAAAUAACAUGAGGAAACAGACCCCAGUGCCUGACAAGAAGGAGAGAGAUCCUUUUGAAGUAGACCUUUCCCACGUGUACCUCGCCUAUACAGAAGAGAGUCUGCGUCAGUCUCUGAUGAAGUUAGAAAGGCCACGGACCUCCAAGGGGAAAGCAAGGCCAAAGACUGGGAGACGAAAGCGUUCUGCAAAGCCUGAGACCGUAAUUGAUUCUUUACUUCAGUAAAUGUUACGGAAUUAAGGUUACAAUAAAAAGAGUGAUAUUCUCAUGCCUGGACAGAAAUCCUUAAUUAAGACACUGAGGACACCUAUGUAAUUCACAUAAUGGAAGCUGUAAAUUAUGGAGUAAGACUGGAAGUAGCAAUUUUCCUAAUAACUUUUAGACUCUUAAGUUUCUGUAACAUGUAAGUGUGCAUAGCUGGUGACUGUGGGUAUGUCACACCGUGCCGCAGUGCUCUGUGAGAGUAAGGGCACCAUUCCUAUAGCGCGUUGAGGUUGUAUGUGAAUGUGCAUCUCUUGGCUGUGUACUCAACUAUUGUGUAUCUAGAUAAGCAGAGUCUCAGAGUAGAGGUAAAUCCGUCUUGUUUGCACACAGCGCAUAGCAGAUGGCCUUGUCCUGUGUCCUCUGUCAAUACCUGGGUGGCUCAUCUAAGCAGUAACUUGUCCUAACACCUGACAGGCCUGCCCAAAUGCAUUCCGACUUUAUACUAAUGUUCAUUGCAUUUAGGUAUGAGAUGACUGCUUUUAUGGAUUUCCUUUAGAAAAUUGCAUAAUUUGACUACUUUGCAGGUUUACAUCUUAAGGUACAGUUUGAGCAUGUGCGUCUUCUGGCACCCUCCACCAGGUUCUGUCCCCUGAUGCACCUUCAGCCUUUGUCGUUGCUGCUGGUUUGACUUCCCCACCAAAGCCACACUGGCCACUUACCUUUGCUGCCACACAUAUUUUGUUUCUGGUUUUUUUUUUUUUUUUUUUUUUUUUGAGACAGGAUUUCUCUGUGUUACAGCUCUGGCUGUCAUGGAACUCACUCUGUAGACCAGGCUGGCCUCAAACUCACCUCCCAGCCACACACGCAUUAAAAAAAAAUUCCUUUGGACAUAUGGCUUACAGACACUCCAUUGUCUGAAUUUUAAGUUUUGAUGGAAAUGACUAUACAAAUUGAAACCACUCAUUUUCAGAAAAUGAAGCUAAGUCAGAAAAAUAUCUUUUAAUUAUAUAUAAAUAACACUGCUCUCUGAAUUUCUUCUAUUGACUAAUCCAGUUAGGCUAUAUUCCUCUCCAAAAAAGUCAUAUUCAAUAUAUAGUAAAAUAAGUUUAAUAAAUUUUUUAUUUUUUAUUUUUUUUUUUGGUUUUUUGAGACAGGGUUUCUCUGUAUUGUUUUGGAGGCUGUCCUGGAACUCGCUCUGUAGACCAGGCUGGCCUCGAACUCACAGAGAUCCGCCUGUCUCUGCCUCCCGAGUGCUGGGAUUAAAGGCGUGCGAAUAAAUUUUUUAUGAUGAAUGUUUUUUUUUGAAGUUUAUGUGCCUCUUUCUAAGUGAAAUUACACAGUCAACUCCAGGCUCUUGAUUGCAAAGAUUUUGAGACUUCCCAGGUUAGGAUUAGUUAGGUUACUGUGAUUUCAACAAAUUUGGGUAUAUACUGACUUAUAACUACAGAGCUCUGUGUAGACUGGAUGACUGAGUAGAGGGAGAGCCUGGUGAGGUGAUGGAAAAUGUGGCCAUACAUUUGUGGAGCCUUCCAGAAGGAGCGCUGGGUGUCCCACAUGUGCAGCAUGUACUGAUAUGACCAUGGCCACUGUGGCAGUGUCCUCAAGGUAGUGAAUGUGGCCUGGGUGCCGUGACACCCGCUCAUGUGAGCCAAGUGUCUUGUAAAGCUCAUAUGAGUCAAGUGUCUUGGUGAUGUCAAAUUUCUCCCUCGUGUAAAUUUAACUGUUAGUAAUUACAAAAUCUUAGUUUUACUAGUAAGGAAAAACAGUCUAUAUGCCUUCACUCCUAUUAUUUAACAGUUGGCCUAGAAGGAAUAUCUGCUGUGAAUGAAACUAAAAACAUUAGAGACAUUGAAUCUAGUUUGUUAAAGCCUAUAACAGCAACAAAAUAAUGGCAUAAAAACUGAACAUACUGAGAAAAUUCUCUAAGCAUCCUGACUUUAGUAAUUUUGUUUGCUUGCUUGCUUGUUUUGAGACAGGAUCUCUCUCUGUUAGCCCAGGCUGGCCUGGGACUCAACCCUUCUGCCUCAGCUUCCGUGUGCUGAGGUUGCAAGUGGUGUCAUCACGCCAAGCAGUGUGUUCAUUAAAGCAUUUGUGUUAAAACUCUAAUAAGGUGGAUAUUGUUCAUUUCUUGAAAACCAAGUUAGAGUCUUGGCAGGUGGGAGGUCCGUUUAAAGAUGGUGGGACAGGCACCCUGUCACAGCAGUGCUGGAGCUGCCUCUCAUUCACUGUGGCUUUGUCCACAAACGGAAUAGUUGCAUUUUCAGUGUUAAUUUCAUGGAUGGAUAGAGAUGAAGAACAAACUCAAUUAAUGUUUAAAAUAAAUGUACAGAUUUUAAAUGAGUGGGACAGAUCUAUAAAUGAUGAAUAUCCUUUUCCUCAUUUAAAAAGUAGUAUUUAUUUAUUUGAAAGGAACCCUAGUAGGAAGUUAUGCUGGCUCUGCACUUACAUGCUCUGACAGCCAGGCUGUCUUCACUCUGUCCGCCCUUGUGAUGUUCAGGCUUAGCGAGGGGAAGGCUGUGCAGUAGUGUUUGCCUGACAGCGGAGCUGUCUCGUGUGUAUUCUGGAAAGGGUGAUUUUCUACUUUAUGUUUCUGACAACCAGAACAUCAAGGUUGUUUUGGAGAGGAAAGUGUUGCUUCAUCUGCAACAUGUUUUUAAAGUUUUAGUGUUUCUGUUAUCAUUUUAGGUUUAGAAUGUGUCCCAUUCUCCCCCGCCCCCUUUUAAGUCAUAAUGCAAGGAACACCCUCUUUCCAAUAGAGCUGUGAAUUAAAGAAAGGGCAGAGUUUACAUUUACAAACACCUGUGUCUGCCCAGUUUCUCCCCUCCCCCUUUCCGUUUUGAAAUACAAUUCCAUGUAGCCUAGGAUGGCCACAAACCCUGUAUGUAGCUCAGGUUGGCUUUAAACUCCUGAGCCUCCUCUACCUCCACCUCAUGAUUACUGGGAUUACACUUAUGGACCACUAUACCCAGGUGCCCCCCCUCGUUUCUUAACAUAUAUAUAAUUUUUUUUACUACUAGAAAACAUAGUUCUUCCUAGUGCCUUUGAACUGACCCUGCAGUUUUGACUAAUUAGAAUCAGUGCAAACCUGAGUAGCAUUACUGUAAUGCUGUUACUGACCAGGAUACAAACUGUAUAGUAAGUUUGCUAUGUUAAUCAGAAGCCACACUUGGAUUGUAUUUAUGUAUAAAUUGUAUUUGUUCAAGCUGUAUAUAUCAAUGUUGUGUGUACAUGCUGCAUGGUAAGAUGAGAAAUAAAAUUCCUCCCCAAUGCCAA
Molecule: messenger RNA, 5622 nt
Organism: Mesocricetus auratus (golden hamster)
Lineage: Eukaryota; Metazoa; Chordata; Mammalia; Rodentia; Cricetidae
Gene: Kif3a
Product: kinesin family member 3A
Exons: 19
Coding region: 166-2370 (734 amino acids)
Biological process (GO): microtubule-based movement
Molecular function (GO): microtubule binding; microtubule motor activity; ATP binding
Source: RefSeq, a predicted model, not a curated record